AUGGAGACCUUCUCCACCGAUCCGCCCCGCAGGGCCCGUCGAUCAUCCAUCUCGAACCACAUCCACCGCGUCUUUAGCAAAUCUAUCGAUAGACGACACAGUCAAAAUGGCGAAUUCGUUCCCCCAGUUCCCUUUCUCGCUCGCGAAGCUCUCGCACAUGAGACAACCGAUAAUAAUCCCUAUGCGAAGCACUCCUCGUACGAUGAGACAGGGCCCAGCUCGUUCUCUUACUCCUCCAACUCUCGUUUGCCCUCCACCGGUACACCUGGCUCAAGUGUAUCAGUCACAAACGGGGCCCCUGGGCAGGAUGGUACUCCGACCCAAAUGACGCCCUUGCCUACCCGUCCCAAUGGAGAUGAUGACAAUAUCUACAAAUCUCCAACCUGGGAUAAACCCAAGAAGAAAGAAAAGCGUGUCACAAAGCGCCUGGAAGCCGAGAGAAAGGAACUAGAGAAGCGCUUGCUAGCACUUGAGGAUGCUCAAUCCAAGGCCGACCUUGGAACCUACGAAAGAUCCUCUCGCCGUCUGACCAAGAAACAACCUGUGGGCAGCUCAAGCAGAAGUUCCAGUGCAAAUGCAGAACGUCCGAGAUCGUCAAGUGGCCUGUCCUCGAUAUUCCGGCGAUCGCGCCGGAAUUCAAAUUCGAGUGAGCAAGACUUUCCGUCUGCCGAGUUUAGCCAGCUUAGGACAGAUACGAAUCCACCCUCUCUGCCUUUGACACUGCCGGAAAGGUUUGGAACUGCUAUCACUCGGGAGCUACAGUCCAAGCAUGGCACCGCACUGAAUCUAUCCGCUUCUAACAAAAUGCCGAAACCAGCCCAGCACAACCGUUUGCACGCCUCGGCAAAGUCUGAUGAUCUUCGUGAGAACUGGAGGGUGGCUGAAGCCUGGAAGACAAAGGACGGCCGUGAGUCCAAUCGAUCUGUGUCAGAGCAGAUUCCCAUCAGUAGUCGGUCCGUGGUUGGAAACGGUGCUCGAAACGGCGUGACACUUGCAUCCUCGGGUGAUCUGGAUAGGGAGUUGUUUUCCGCAGCUCUGAAACAUGACAGAAAGAGUAUGCCUGCGGCAGACCAUCCCCACGGUCGUCUGACUCUCCAUAACCGUUCCGUCAGGGCUACUAGCAUGCCAAUGUCGCAAAGCUUGAGCCAGCCUAACUUCUAUUCAUCCGGUCAUCCUGAUUCGCCUACCAUUACUACGGCUCGUCAGCUGCAGGAGAUGACACCUCCAGAAACUCCCGACAACUCGUCAAGUCCAUCCAGUGUUAGGUCUUACCAACCACUUAACCCAGCACAAACAAAUUCCACGGGGAACCUCGCCAGGAAGAACCGAGUUGAUCCCUUCCCGCGAGCAUACAAGUCGUCUCCCCUCGCCCUGAAUCCUGCAAAUACGGAUGAAUCAUCCCGGGAUGAUUCCAGGAUUCCAAGACCGCUGACAACACAAGACCUUAACCACGAAACCCCAUCUCAGGCAUCACACUCCCCCGCUCAACCUCAUCCCGAGGAUCGAGGAAGAAGCCGGUUGCCUAUCGCUUCUUCGCAUACCCCCAAACGAACCUCGAGUCGUUUCAAGGAAAACUUCCAAGAGACCCAGCAGUCGAUCGAAAUGCCACAGAUCCCAGUCAAGAGCGAAAGACGGAGUCUCGAGAUUCGAAGAAUGCCAACCACGUCAACCGAUACGCUCAGGGAAAUCCCGGCGUCUCCUUUCCAGGUAGCAGUCAGAUCUCCAUUCCAUACAGGAAGUGUUUCGCCCGGCGACAGAAACAGCCGAACAUCUAAAGAUCUGACCAAUGACACUUACAAUAUCUCCCCGUCGAGCUUCUCUUACUUCCACCGAACUCCCAGGAAUAUCCUUGCUGUUGGAGGACCCGGUGGAUUCAUACCAGGACAUAGCCGCACUCCUUCACACAGCUCCUCCCACGACGGUCAUUCAAAUUAUGACACUGCUGACGAAGAUACACCUGAAUCCCCUGGAUUCAAACGCGAUUCGCUGACUCGCGUGGAUACCAGUCCCUCCAUCCCUGCUGUUGAAGCGCCAACUGCACAAGAGUCUCCCGUCAGUCCACUCAUUCAACCCAGCACCCAACCCAGCGCUCAACCCGGCAUCCAAUCUGGCACGCAGCCUGUCUUGCAGCCUAUUCAGCAGGCUGGCUCUCAUCCCGAUGCCUCUGAUGGCAUACAGUACAGCCCUCAACCUGGCACACAGCCCGACAUUCGUCCCGGUAUGCAGGCCAGCUCGCAAGCAAGUAGUCAAACCGGCAGCCCCCAAACCCGACCGGGUCCCAUGAGCAUACUCAAAAGAAGAUCUCAAAAAGCGAAAGAAGCCCCCAGCCCACAGACCAUCGCCAAGGUCUUCGUGAUCUGCUGCCGCUGCAAGUACUGGCACGAUCCACCCUCCGAAGUCUACGCGCGCCUGGCCUGCCCCGAGAUUCAAGGCUCAGAUUCCAAGCCGGGCAAGUCCCGUUCCAAGAAGCAACCCGACACCAGUAUGCGCAAGCUGACAGGUUCACGAUCUCUGCCAUUCGGUCAAUUCCCGGUCCCUCAUGCUUCCCAGGGCAUGUCCGAUCUACGGCCUGCGCCUCUUCUACCUCGAAAGGUGACCUGUUGCUGGUGUGGACAUAAUAUGAGCCGAUCUUGCUGUGAGGAUUGGGCUACUGUUGUUGAGAUGCGUGAACGGCAUCAUUGA
Penicillium mononematosum is the source of this 2682-nucleotide messenger RNA. RefSeq lists its product as uncharacterized. The record is from RefSeq and is a predicted model, not a curated record. Bases 1 to 2682 code for a protein of 893 amino acids. NCBI's taxonomy places the organism in Eukaryota, Fungi, Ascomycota, Eurotiomycetes, Eurotiales, Aspergillaceae. The transcript is spliced from 3 exons.